GUAGAAUAUCUCAAAGCUAGAUCGUUCGAACAUCUGGACGUGUAUUCGAUCGGGAAGAAGCGCGACAUCACUUGGGGCCUAUUGCGGGUCUUCAAGUGGCAGUUCUUGACCAUGGGUGUGCUUUUGACGGUUGCAGGGCUCUCCAAUUUCGUUGCACCCUUGGCCGUCAAUCGGGUUCUCGCAUAUAUUGAGGAUCCCGCCACCACCGAACAUACGAUGAAGCCCUGGUUCUGGGCGCUGCUGCUAUUUGUCGGACCUGUAACUUACGCGACGGCCUUCCAAGGAAACGUUUUCGUGUCUACCCACGUCCUGUCUCAAGCAAAGUCCAUUCUGACAGAGCUCGUUUUCGAGCAUGCACUUCGGAUUCGUGUCAAGGCUGAAGCUCAGUCUGAGGGCACGGACGGUUCGCCCCAAAAGGGCCAGUCCAAUCUGGUUGGGAAGAUCAACACCCUGGUUGCGGCUGAUCUCAACAACAUCAAUGAAGCGAGGAAUAUCAUGUUCAUUCUUGUGCUGGUCCCCAUCCAAGUUGUAGGCUCUGUGAUGUUUUUGUACCAGAUCUUGGGCUGGAGUACUUUCGUCGGGAUGUUGAUUAUGGGAAUUCUGUUUCCCCUGCCCGGGUAUAUCGCCAAGCUCCUUGCUGAUGUGCG
Mycena citricolor is the source of this 647-nucleotide messenger RNA. The record is from the annotation of a GenBank genome assembly. NCBI's taxonomy places the organism in Eukaryota, Fungi, Basidiomycota, Agaricomycetes, Agaricales, Mycenaceae.